AUGGGCGGUCCUCAGCAAAUCUCUAUGAAGAGAGACUCCCUCUUCAACCUCUCGAACCGCGUUGCACUCGUUACGGGUGGUGGUUCGGGGAUAGGUCUCAUGGCAGCCCAGGCGCUGGCCGUCAACGGAGCCAAAGUGUACAUCACAGGUCGCACCAAGGAGAAGCUAGACACCGUGGUCUCCAAAUAUGGCCAGGAUAUCGCGGGUGAGCUGAUCGCGGUAACGUGUGACGUCACCCAGAAGCAGUCCGUCUCCGAGCUGUACGACUACAUCUCGAGCCGCGAAAAUGCCUGCGAAGCUUUUCAGCGCGCGGAUAAGUCCAACUACGAGGACUGGGCCGCCGUGUAUAGCACCAACACAUCGGCAGCUUACUUCGUCACCACGGCGUUCCUACCGCUGCUCAACUACAGCACGGAGAAGCACGAGGGCUGGUCAGGCAUGGUGAUCAACAUCUCCAGCGUCAGCGGCCGCAUCAAGACGGGACAGCACCAUUACUCAUACAAUGCGUCCAAAGCCGCCACGACACACUUGACCCGCAUGCUCGCGUCGGAUUUCCUGACCAACGGGGUUCGGAUCCGUGUCAAUAGCAUCUCUCCUGGCCUCUUCCCCAGUGAGAUGACGACGGAUGGGAGCGAUGAGCAGCAAAAGAGCCAUCUUUCCAAGGAGAGCGGGAGUGAUUCUCCUGCCGAGAGGCCGGGCAAGGACGAGGAUAUGGCGGCCGCGGUUCUUUUCUGCGCGGCCAACCAGUUCCUGAAUGGGCAGGACGUGACGGUUGAUGGGGGAUGUCUCUUUCAAAAGGUUGUUGAAGGGGCUACUACGUGA
This is a messenger RNA of Parascedosporium putredinis, 822 nucleotides long. Lineage: Eukaryota; Fungi; Ascomycota; Sordariomycetes; Microascales; Microascaceae. The record is from the annotation of a GenBank genome assembly.